Salvelinus fontinalis (brook trout) is the source of this 1056-nucleotide messenger RNA. RefSeq names its product spidroin-1-like. The record is from RefSeq and is a predicted model, not a curated record. The coding region runs from base 1 to 1056 and encodes 351 amino acids. The transcript has 2 exons. NCBI's taxonomy places the organism in Eukaryota, Metazoa, Chordata, Actinopteri, Salmoniformes, Salmonidae.
AUGGGCCAGGGGGCAAGGAGGGCCAGGGGACAAGGAGGGCCAGGGGGCAAGGAGGACCAGGGGACAAGGAGGGCCAGGGGGCAAGGAGGGCCAGGGGACAAGGAGGGCCAGGGGGCAAGGAGGGCCAGGGGACAAGGAGGGCCAGGGGGCAAGGAGGGCCAGGGGGUAAGGAGGGCCAGGGGACAAGGAGGGCCAGGGGGCAAGGAGGGCCAGGGGGUAAGGAGGACCAGGGGACAAGGAGGGCCAGGGGGCAAGGAGGGCAAGGAGGGCCAGGGGGCAAGGAGGGCCAGGGGACAAGGAGGGCCAGGGGGCAAGGAGGGCCAGGGGACAAGGAGGGCCAGGGGGCAAGGAGGGCCAGGGGGUAAGGAGGGCCAGGGGACAAGGAGGGCCAGGGGGCAAGGAGGGCCAGGGGGUAAGGAGGACCAGGGGACAAGGAGGGCCAGGGGGCAAGGAGGGCCAGGGGGCAAGGAGGGCCAGGGGGCAAGGAGGGCCAGGGGGGGACCAGGAGGGCCAGGGGGCAAGGAGGGCCAGGGGGCAAGGAGGGCCAGGGGGCAAGGAGGGCCAGGGGGCAAGGAGGGCCAGGGGACAAGGAGGGCCAGGGGACAAGGAGGACCAGGGGGCAAGGAGGGCCAGGGGGCAAGGAGGGCCAGGGGACCAGGGGGCAAGGAGGACCAGGGGACAAGGAGGACCAGGGGACAAGGAGGGCCAGGGGGCAAGGAGGGCCAGGGGGCAAGGAGGGCCAGGGGGCAAGGAGGGCCAGGGGGCAAGGAGGGCCAGGGGACAAGGAGGGCCAGGGGACAAGGAGGGCCAGGGGACAAGGAGGGCCAGGGGGCAAGGAGGGCCAGGGGGCAAGGAGGACCAGGGGGCAAGGAGGACCAGGGGACCAGGGGGCAAGGAGGACCAGGGGACCAGGGGGCAAGGAGGGCCAGGGGACAAGGAGGACCAGGGGACAAGGAGGACCAGGGGGAAAGGAGUGCCAGUGUACCAGGAGCAAAAGGGGGACCGGGGCAAAGGGUGCAAGGAGGGCCAGACGGCCAAAUGGGGCCCUGUGGAUAG